Molecule: messenger RNA, 2211 nt
Organism: Daphnia magna
Lineage: Eukaryota; Metazoa; Arthropoda; Branchiopoda; Diplostraca; Daphniidae
Gene: Hat1
Product: histone acetyltransferase type B catalytic subunit
Exons: 17
Coding region: 136-2121 (661 amino acids)
Biological process (GO): subtelomeric heterochromatin formation
Cellular component (GO): nucleus
Molecular function (GO): oxidoreductase activity; histone H4 acetyltransferase activity; histone binding
Source: RefSeq, a predicted model, not a curated record
UUAGCAAUUCGGUUUGUCUCCACUCCUCGCAAGUUUACAUGCUGGAUGUACAUUAAAUAAAGAGCUGCAAAAAUUACAAUUUAUAAAAACUUGUUACUAUUCUUAUUAUCUUGCAAUUGUCUAUUCAGCAGUAAUAUGGAAGGUUCUUACAAAAAAAAUCUGCUCCAGACCUUCAUCACCGAUUCGAAUGAAGCCCUAGAUUUAAAGUUGGUUCGGGAACCUUUUGAUGUUGAGAAUGAUGAAACUACUUUUAAGCCAGAAAUGUCUCAUCAGAUCUUUGGAGAAAAUGAAAGCAUAUUUGGAUACCAAAACCUCAAAAUUAGUUUGUACUAUACCGCAGGAAAGCUAAACACUUACCUUGGAAUUACAUACAAAGCUGAAGUGGAUCCAAAGCAGUUUGAUGGGGCAAUAGCUGAUGAUGUGAUGGGAGCGAUUUCUGCCAAAUUACCACCAGGUUAUAUGACCAACCUUGAUGACUUUGUUGCUACACUCAACAAAGAGCAGACCUUCAAACCUUUUGGUGAACUACUUUCAACAUACUCAAUCAACAAAGGUUCAGCUACGGAAAGACAUUUUCAGUUGUACAGCUGUACGAUAGAGGAAAUUGGUUUUCGGUCGUAUCACGAGCGUUUACAAACCUUCCUGUUAUGGUACGUCGAUGCUGCUAGUUUUAUCGACGUUGAUGAUGAUCGCUGGCGCUUUUAUUUAAUAUUUGAAAAAUAUCCUUGUGAUGGCGGUCACAGAUACGCCAUUUGUGGCUAUGCCACAGUUUACCUUUAUUUUGCUUAUCCCAAUAAAACUCGGCCUCGCAUUAGUCAGUUUUUGGUUUUGCCACCUUUUCAGCGGUUGGGUCUCGGAGCGGAACUUCUAAACGUUAUUUAUCGCUCCUUCCUAAAGGAUUCUAACAUACUGGAUAUUACAGUCGAAGACCCUUCUGAAGAGUUCACUCGUCUUCGCGAUUUCGUCGAUUCGCAAAAUUGCAAAAAAUUGCCGUCUUUCUCGAAAGAAAAAUUACAUCAAGGAUUUAAUGCCGAAAUGGUGGAUGAAGCUCAAAGAGAUCUGAAAAUUAAUAAAAAACAAGCAAGGCGGGUAUAUGAAAUUCUUCGUUUCCAAGCUACCAAUCUCGCUGAUUUUGAAGAGUAUCGCGCUUACCGCCUAGAUGUAAAGCGUCGCCUGAACAUUCCCUAUCAGAAAGAAGCAUCAGAUUACAAGAAGUUGCAGAAAGCUCUCAAUCCAGAAGAACUACGCUCUACCCUAUCUACAUCGACGAAAGAGCAACGGAUUGAAAAUCUAGACAAACAGUAUCAAAUGCUAGAAAACGAGUAUAGAAAUCGUAGAACGUCAUUAAGUGUAAUGGAAUCGGAUAAGGGUCUUGCCUUGUGGCUAGAAAUGUUUCACCGAUUUGGCACAGCCUUGCUACGUGGGGUCCCUACUACCAAGGGUAAAAUAAUCGAAGUAGUUAAAAGAUUCGCCUACGUUAAGGAAACAUCUUACGGAGUUACUUUUGACGUGGUAGCUGAGCCCGAUCCAGAGCAUUUGGCGUAUACAGGAACGCAUCUUCAUCACCAUACAGACAUGAACUAUCGCGAAAAAAGCCCAGGAAUGCAGCUCCUACAUUGUUUGAAAUCUACUGACAUAAAGGGCGACGGCAGCGAUCCUGGAGGGUUGUCAUUCCUGGUAGACGGCUUCCGGGCAGCGAAUUGGCUCAAAGAAAACGAACCAGCUGCCUUCCAUAUUUUGUCGGCAACUCCAGUUCGUUUUCAGAUCAGCGUUAAUGGCAUGAAAUUCUCGCAAACUUGGCCCAUAAUUUGCACCGACAACGAAGGCAAAGUGACAGAAAUUCACUAUAACAAUCGCACUAUGGGUCCGCUUCAGGCACCUACCCAUCUGAUUACACCAUUUUACCACUCAUACCAUCUAUUAACGGAGAAAAUCCGCACGGAAUCAAUGCAAUUCGCUUUCCAUUUGGCACCUGGGGACUUGCUGGCUUUUAACAAUCGAAGAGUUCUACAUGGGCGGACAUCUUUUGAUGACACUCGCGUAUCACGUCACUUAGAGGGAUGUUAUGUUGACAUUGACGAAACUAUGGCUAUUUAUGAUUUUUUGCGUAACAAGGUUUGAUAUAAAGGAACUUUUUGAACGAAGGGAAAAGAGAGGGACCACUGUUUAAUAUAAAAUACUUGAAUGAAUUAAAUGAGCUACCAUAACAUU